AUGGAUUUAGAACAUCUCUUCCAAGAUGAAUUGGAUUUCGAACUGGCAGUGAGAACAGUGCAAGGGCUAAGAGGAAAGGACCGCCACUGGAAAACGGCACGAUUAAUUCAACUUUUGAACAAGGAAAACAGCGGAGAACUCGAGGUACCAAAAUCCUCUAUACACGUUCUAUCUGAUGCAGAUAAUAUAUACCAGUGUCAAGCGAAGCUUCCACCAAUCAAUCAUGCUUUAGAAGCGGCUUUUCGGAAGAGUGAGAAGGAGCAAGUAAUAAUAUGUAGAUCCCGCUUACUGCACUACAAAUUCCGUUUUUCCCUAAUAACGGAUUCGAUGCUAACCGAAAACGGUAAUAAGACGAUGCUGAAAAUCAAUACAACUUUGCACAAUAUAGAAGAAUUUCUCAAUUUGGUGAGUCAGAGUCAACACGACGGGCAGAUAGAUCACAAUCCAGAAGGAGUUCCGGGAGAUCCAGAGAUGCGACAAAGACUCAAAAUAUCGCAACUUCAGUCGAGUAUAUUGGAGACCUCUCAACAGCAGCACCAAUCAGAGCAGGAUCCUCAGCAACAGCAGUCUCUUACAUCGAACAACCAAAUAACACAAGAAACGCCAUUAGGACAAGAGAUUCAAACUCAACAACGGCGGGCAAGUCAGCAGUCAAUCCAACAACAACAAGAGCAGCGACGUCCAGAACAAGAGCAGCAGCUUCAACAACUGCGGCGAGACCAGCAGAUCCAACAACUGUUGAAUCAGAUGCAACUGCAACAACAACACUUAGAACAACAGUUACGCCAUGAGCAGAACCAACGCCUACAGAUGGAAUCGCAGCUUCAAGAAGAUGAUUCCGUACGGUUCCGGAGAUCAUUUAGCGCGGAUAUCCAACAACCAAUUACAAAUAGGUUCUCCCAACCAGUACAUAAAUGGCCUUUCGAAUACGCAGGUCAAUCAAAUAUCAUUCAAUUAGGUGAAUUCCUUAAUCAAGUGUACACUUACGCCGAUACGGAAGGCAUUGAUGAACAAUCCCUGCUUCGUUCAAUUAAACACUUACUUAAGGGCCGAGCGCUACUCUGGUAUACACGCUCCUAUCUUCACCUUACUAGUUGGGAAGUAUUCAAAGGGGAGAUCAAGCAAGAAUUUCUACCACCGAAUUAUUCCGAGAUAAUUAAACAAGAUUUGUAUUUACGCUUUCAAGGUCCAAACGAAUCUUUCACAACGUUCUAUCGAGAUCUUCUAGCUGCCUUUGAGAUUGUAGAACCAGCAAUGUCAGAAUCAGAGAAAUUGUCCAUCGUAAAUUCUCAUCUAAAUGCAGACUACAUUCCAAUAGCCACAGCUUCCCGUAAAACUACUAUCAAAGAAUUAGUCGCGGCUUGCAAAGAAUUCGAAGUGUCACGGUUAUACUCGGUCAGAGGUAGAGCUUCUACUAUUCCUCGUAUACCUUGGAGCAGAUCUGAACAUGCAUCCUUCCAACGUCCACCAACAAACAGGUCAGAGAAUUUUGGUCGAUCCUCAUUUGGUAAGCAACAAUUCAACAGAGAACUGUAGUAACAAGCUAACGCAGUUGAAUUAAUCACAAAAGAAGAGGAUUGGAACCAACUUGACAUUCGAGAAAGAGAAGCUUUUCAACAGAACACCGCAUUACAAUAUGAGACAGCUGCCAAUGCAACGGAAGAAGUGAACGCAGUUCGCCUGCAAAAUAACUGGAGAGAGCGACAAAAUGUAAAUUCUGCGGAACCAAACAACGGAGAACAACCUAGAAGGGACCAAAGAUCAAUCAUCAUCUGUUGGCAGUGUGAAAAGCCAGAUCACACGUAUCCAAACUGUCCCAACCAGAAACAGUUCCUCUUUUGCUACAGUUGUGGGAAAAAGGGAAGUACCACUCGUAACUGCGAAAAUUGCAUUGCAAGAUGGAUGCAGCUGGACUCGGCAAAUGCUUCACAGCAGUCGGGAAACCGCAGGUGGGAGACUCAAUAA
Messenger RNA from Sabethes cyaneus, 1965 nucleotides. RefSeq lists its product as uncharacterized. The record is from RefSeq and is a predicted model, not a curated record. Gene Ontology annotation, molecular function: zinc ion binding; nucleic acid binding. The transcript is spliced from 3 exons. NCBI's taxonomy places the organism in Eukaryota, Metazoa, Arthropoda, Insecta, Diptera, Culicidae.